GGAACUAUCUGGACCCAGAAUAUUGUAUGCUUGAUUUUGUACGAAGGCCAUCGGAAUGGAACAGAAAAUAUUUCCAUAUCACAUCGUGGUGCAUCCAUAGAAUACAACCUACACAAUGUGGAUAUCACCCAGAUGCCAUCACCUCGUAUCAUCAUGUCCCAUCUGCCAUAUUACCUAGUUCCCAAGAAACUGAAGGCCAAAAAGGGAAAAGUAGGUCAAUCUUGUUAUUCUAUUCUGAUUAUAAAAACGAGUUACCCUGUUAUUAUGCAAAAAGUCAAAACUGAAGAAUUAUUCAACUAUAAAGGGUAUAAUUUAUCAAAAGAAUUAAUGAAACCUGAAUGUCUGGAAGCAUUAGAAGAUUUCGAAAUGAGGGAUAGUGACAUAUUCAUAGACACUUAUCCAAAGUCUGUCUUCUUCCAGGAUCUUAGAGGCGUAGUACUUAAAAUAUGCAAAUUUAUUGGAAAAAAGCUGAGCAGCCAGGAAGUGGACAAAGUUGUGGAGAUGGCUACAUUCAAGAAUAUGAAAGCGGACCCUAGAGCAAAUUUUGUGACAACAUAUGAAGAGUGUUUUGGACUAACAAACGUAAAGCAUAUACGCAAAGGAACUGUUGGAGACUGGAAGAAUAUUAUGACAGUAUCACAAAGUGAAAGGUUCAACAAUAUUGCUAAAGCAGAAAUGAAGGAUAUACCUCUCAAAUUCAUCUGA
This is a messenger RNA of Thamnophis sirtalis, 705 nucleotides long. The record is from RefSeq and is a predicted model, not a curated record. NCBI's taxonomy places the organism in Eukaryota, Metazoa, Chordata, Lepidosauria, Squamata, Natricidae.